Meyerozyma guilliermondii ATCC 6260 is the source of this 696-nucleotide messenger RNA. RefSeq names its product monothiol glutaredoxin (gene GRX3). NCBI's taxonomy places the organism in Eukaryota, Fungi, Ascomycota, Pichiomycetes, Serinales, Debaryomycetaceae. The record is from RefSeq and is a predicted model, not a curated record. The coding region runs from base 1 to 696 and encodes 231 amino acids. Gene Ontology annotation, molecular function: 2 iron, 2 sulfur cluster binding. The transcript has a single exon.
AUGUCAGUUGUGGAAAUCACCUCCGAGGCCCAGUUUACGGACUUGACGCGGUCGGACCCCGAUAAGCUCAUUGCGCUCUAUUUCCACACACCAUGGGCCCAACCAUGUCAAACUAUGAACUCGGUAUUUAAGACUUUGGCUAAAGAAAAUCCAUCAGUUUUAUUCAUUUCGAUUAAUGCCGACGACCACGCCGAGAUCAGCGAGCUUUUUGAGGUUUCUGCGGUUCCCUACUUCAUUCUCAUCAAGAACUCUACCAUAAUCAAGGAGCUUUCCGGAGCAGAUCCCAAGGAAUUUAUUGCUGCAUUGAAUCAGCUGUCAGGAAAGACUGUAACUCCGGCACCCGAGACAUCUGAAAAGCCUUCAGUAGAGACUGAGGAAUCACCAGAGGCACUCAACGAAAGAUUGAAAAAAUUGACGUCUGCUGCGCCCGUAAUGUUGUUCAUGAAAGGCUCACCAUCGGCUCCUCAGUGUGGCUUUUCCAGACAGCUAGUUGCCAUAUUGAGAGAACAUCAAGUUAAAUUUGGAUUCUUUGAUAUCUUGAAGGAUGAUACUGUGAGACAGGGCUUGAAGACGUUUUCUGAUUGGCCAACAUUCCCCCAAUUGUAUGUUAAUGGAGAGUUCCAGGGUGGGUUGGAUAUCAUAAAGGAGUCUAUCGAAGAGGACCCCAAUUUCUUUGCUUCUGCUACCGCAGCCUGA